Endocarpon pusillum Z07020 is the source of this 402-nucleotide messenger RNA. RefSeq lists its product as uncharacterized. The coding region runs from base 1 to 402 and encodes 133 amino acids. The transcript is spliced from 2 exons. Gene Ontology annotation, molecular function: acyl carrier activity; acyl binding. The record is from RefSeq and is a predicted model, not a curated record. Lineage: Eukaryota; Fungi; Ascomycota; Eurotiomycetes; Verrucariales; Verrucariaceae. Gene Ontology annotation, biological process: fatty acid biosynthetic process. Gene Ontology annotation, cellular component: mitochondrion.
AUGCUUCGAACUGCUGCUGUCAGAGCUCUCCGAGCAGCUUCGACAUCUCGAAUCAUUCGACAAGCCUCCUCCGCAAGACCGCAAGCUCUAAAUACCUUCCUCCGAUCAUCACCAGCUGCACCAUCACUCGCCCUUCCAUCCAUAAGACUCUACUCCGCCCCAGCCGGUCUGUCGAAAGAUGAAGUUCAAGGAAGGAUAAUGGAUCUCCUGAAAAACUUUGACAAGAUUACCGCUACCGCGCAUUUUGGCAACGACCUCGGCUUGGACAGCCUUGACACGGUGGAAGUUGUCAUGGCAAUUGAGGAGGAAUUUAGCAUUGAGAUCCCAGACAAGGAGGCUGAUGCCAUUCACAGCAUCGAUCAGGCAGUCAGCUAUAUCUGCUCUCAACCAGAUGCGCAUUGA